This is a messenger RNA of Rhopilema esculentum, 1051 nucleotides long. RefSeq names its product retinol dehydrogenase 8. Gene Ontology annotation, molecular function: oxidoreductase activity. The record is from RefSeq and is a predicted model, not a curated record. Gene Ontology annotation, cellular component: cytosol. Lineage: Eukaryota; Metazoa; Cnidaria; Scyphozoa; Rhizostomeae; Rhizostomatidae.
AUUGCUUGAGCCUCGGUUGUGUGCACAUCGUAAAAAAUGGCGGACGGAGAAGCCAAAGUUGUGUUGAUAACUGGCUGCUCAAGUGGCAUUGGGCAUGCCACUGCACUUUUAUUGUCGAAGGAUCCUGACAGUAGAUUUAAGGUCUAUGCCACAAUGAGAAAUCUCGCAAAGAAGGAUGAACUAGAAAAAGCUGGCGAAGGGUUUAUUGGCAAGACACUUUUCAUCGAGAAGUUAGAUGUGUCCUGUGAAGAUGAUAUUAAUACGUUUGUGGACGAGUUGUUGGUCAAAGAGAAAAGAAUUGAUAUCUUAGUGAACAAUGCAGGAAUUGGAUGGUUUGGACCACUAGAAGAUCACCCAACUGAUAAUGCGAGAGCCAUUUUCAAUACCAAUGUUUUUGGACCUAUGAUGCUGAUUAAGAAGAUCUUACCCCAUUGGAAAGCACACAAUUAUGGGCAUGCUAUGGUUAUAUCAUCAAUUUGUGGCGUAGCUGCAUUUCCUUUCUCAGCAGUGAUUAAUGCCUCCAAGUUUGCAGUAGAAGGAUACUUUGAAAGUUUGGCAUUGGAGUGCAUGAACUUCAAAGGAAUCAAGAUUACAAUAAUUGAGCCUGGUCCAGUUGCAACAAAGUUUGGAGAAAACAAUGGUGUUCAGUAUAUGGAAGAACAUUACAAAAAUUCAGAUCCAGUGACUUCUCAAACCAUGAAAAAGAUGUUUGCUAAUGUUGGUCAGAUGUUCCAAAAUAAUGUCCAGUCAUCUGAUGAUGUUUCCAAAGUUAUACUUAAGGCAAUCACUGAAAGUAAUCCUCAUUUGAGGUAUUCAACUAACAGUUUUUUUGAUGAGACACUCAAAACGAGAUAUACAGACUUACAGGGUGACAAGGCUCUGCAAGCUUUAUGCCAGUUUUUUCAUGGAUGAUAAUUAAAAUUGUUAUUGUAACAUGGAUGGAUAAUUUAUAGAAACUGUAAUAAAAAGUUACGUUUUUAUUAAAAGAAAAUUAAAAUCAGUAAUUGUAGUUUUGUGAAGCAUUUAUAUGAAAUGGAAAAUCAUACAGAAA